This is a messenger RNA of Penicillium soppii, 939 nucleotides long. RefSeq lists its product as uncharacterized. The transcript has a single exon. Lineage: Eukaryota; Fungi; Ascomycota; Eurotiomycetes; Eurotiales; Aspergillaceae. The record is from RefSeq and is a predicted model, not a curated record. Bases 1 to 939 code for a protein of 312 amino acids. Gene Ontology annotation, cellular component: cytoplasm.
AUGCCGAUACCACACGAAGCAAUCAAAACUGUCCUCGAUCAAGUUCUACCUCAUAUUGAACAACACAUUAAAUCACAAACAUCAUCUCCAACCAAGCAACCCUUCAUUCUAGCCCUGACAGGACUCCAAGGCAGCGGAAAAUCAACCUGGACCGACGCGCUCGUGAAGACUCUACGAGAAAGCCACAAGUACAAAACAAUCAACCUCUCCCUCGACGACCUUUAUCUCGACCAUGAUGAACUUGUCAAACUCCGCACAGCCAAUCAAUCCAACAAGCUUGUCCAAAUGAGAGGCCAACCAGGCACCCACGACAUGGUACUCGCACGAUCAUUCUUCGAAAGCUUGAACAAUGGCCAUGAGGUCUACAUCCCGUCAUUCGACAAGAGUAAAUUCAAUGGAGAAGGUGGAAGAGCACCGAGAGAGAUAUGGGAGCGAAUUCCAUCCGACGCGGUCAUUGAUAUCGUUGUGUUUGAGGGAUGGUGUGUUGGAUUCCAGCCAUUGAAGGAAAUAGAUCUUCGACAGCGGUGGGAGAAUGCAUUGCACAAGGAGUCUAAAUCGGUAUAUCCGACGGAAACUUUGAAGGAACAUGCAGUUGAGCAUUUGCUGGAAGCCAAUGCGAAACUACGUGGCUAUUGUGAUCUUUUCAUGGGGCCGCGGCACUUGGAUUUCCUGGUUCAUCUGGAUUCCGAUGAUCUGGCCAAUGUGUAUCAAUGGCGCGUUCAGCAAGAACAUGCUCUUCGUCAGCGAGCCUGUGAGAGCAUGACCGAUGAGGACGUUGUUCAGUUUGUGAAAAGUUAUAUGCCUGCUUAUGAAUUGUAUUUGGAUCAAUUGCGAUGUGGAUUUUUCAAUCUGAAAUCGUCUGAUGUUGCGAAGAAGGGGCAGUUGAGGGUUGUUCUAGACCAAGAUAGAAAGGUUGUGAAUACUGUCUUGUAUGAGUGA